GCUUCUCAAUUCUGCAUUGGUGCGCUUUGGACUACACACUUGACACGCGCCUUUUCAGAAACGGAUUGUCUAUGCUGAGUUUGCUUUCCUUGACAUGUUGUGUCGACAGUGUUGGGACUAGUUAGCGAAGAUGUGCUGAAGCCACCGGUAAACGAUAGCUUGUUGACAGUUAUUUUUAGUUCCCGCUCGCGCACGAUGAAAGAGAAACAGACCGCGAAAUCACCAGUGGUGCACGGUGACAAGUGAAGUGCAAGCAGCAGUCAACAGAGGUCCCUUUUGGAAGGAAUCGUAGAACGAUGAUGUCGAGGAGAGACAAACUGAACAUCCCCUCUCUUACUUUGGAUUUGUCACCCACUUGCCAAAGCCCAACUCUACUGAGCCCAUGCAGCCCCUGCAGCCCUUUACAAACCCUUCAUCCCUGGAGUUGCCGGAGCAGCAACAGGAAGAGUCUUGGCGUGGGGACACCAUCUCCCACUCUGUCACGCCCUCUCUCCCCACUCUCCGUCCACACCGCUGCAAGCAGUCCCCUAGACAGCCCCCGGAAUGUAUCCACCUGUGCCUUCCUCAACUUCCCAUUCGCUCGCAGAACGGAAGGCAGAAGAUGGUCUCUGGCGUCCCUCCCCUCUUCCGGCUACGGAACCAAUCCCCCCAGCUCUACCGUUUCUCCCUCCUCCUCCUCCCAGGAGCGCCUGCACCAGCUGCCCUACCAGCCCACUCAAGACCAACUCCACUUCCUGUUCAAGCACUUCCUCAGCUCGGAGAAUGUGGCCGACGAGGAAGUGCGACCCUCACCUUUCAUGCGCCCUCGCUCCCACAGCCUCAGCCCCGCAAGAACAAUGGGUUCAUUCGAUAAUGAGGUCGUCAUGAUGAACCAUGUUUACAAAGAACGUUUUCCUAAGGCCACACUGCAGAUGGAGGAGCUUUUGCUGGAUAUCGUCACUGCCUGCUCCUCAGAAAGCACCCUCCCACUGUCUGAUGGCGUACUGGGCUUCAUCCAGCACCAGCUGGUGGAGCUGGUCCGAGACUGUCUGGACAAGUCCCACACGGGCCUGGUCACCUUGCGCUACUUUGUGGAGUUGCAGGAUAAACUGGAGAAGCUGCUCCACGAGGCAUACGAUCGCUCGGAGAGCGAGGAGGUAUCCGUCAUCACCCAGCUGGUGAAGAAGAUUCUCAUCAUCAUAUCCCGACCGGCGAGGCUGCUCGAGUGCCUGGAAUUUGACCCGGAAGAGUUCUAUCAUCUGCUGGAGGCAGCCGAGGGUCAUGCCAAAGAGGGCCAGGGCAUCAAGACGGACAUUCCACGUUACAUCAUCAACCAACUGGGCUUGACUCGCGACCCCCUCGAAGAUAUGGUACAGCUUGAACAGUCUGCUCCGUCAAUGACAGUGAAGUUUGAUGAGUCGGUGGAGGUUCUGGGGCACCACGAGAGUGGUUCUUUAAAGAGUUACCAUCUCCCGAAUAAAACUCUAAAGCAGAACAAGUGUCCACAGACCCCAACGCGAAGGAAACCACUGGAGAGUGACUUUGAAACCAUCAAGCUCAUCAGUAAUGGAGCUUAUGGGGCUGUGUACCUGGUCCGUCACAGAAACACCCGGCAGCGUUUCGCCAUGAAGAAGAUCAACCGGCAGAACCUAGUCCUGAGGAACCAGAUCCAGCAGGUGUUUGUGGAGCGGGACAUCCUGACCUUUGCCGAGAACCCCUUCGUGGUCUCCAUGUUUUGCUCCUUCGAGACACGGCGCCACCUGUGCAUGGUGAUGGAGUAUGUGGAAGGUGGGGACUGUGCCAACCUGCUGAAGAACAUGGGCCCCCUUCCUGUGGACAUGACCCGGAUGUACUUUGCUGAGACUGUGCUGGCCUUAGAGUACCUUCACAACUACGGCAUCGUCCAUAGAGACCUCAAACCUGACAACUUGUUGAUCACCUCUAUGGGCCACAUCAAACUGACUGACUUUGGCCUGUCCAGAGUUGGCCUGAUGAACAUGACUACCAACCUGUAUGAGGGUCACAUGGAGAAAGACACCAGGGAGUUCAUCGACAAACAGGUGUGUGGCACCCCAGAGUACAUAGCCCCAGAGGUGAUACUGAGACAGGGCUAUGGGAAGCCAGUAGACUGGUGGGCCAUGGGUGUCAUCCUGUAUGAGUUCCUGGUUGGAUGUGUGCCCUUCUUUGGGGACACGCCCGAGGAACUCUUUGGGCAAGUUGUCAGUGAUGACAUCACCUGGCCCGAUGGGGACGAAGCUUUACCUGCAGACGCCCAGGACAUGAUCACACGGCUGCUGAGGCAGAGCCCUCUGGAGCGCCUGGGGAUAGGAGGAGCACCUGAGGUCAAACGACACAGCUUUUUCUUGCAUCUGGACUGGAACGGGCUACUGCGACAGAAAGCAGAAUUCAUCCCUCAACUGGAAGCGGAGGACGACACCAGCUACUUUGACACUCGCUCAGAGCGGUACCACCAUUUGGCCUCAGAUGAGGAUGAUGAAACCAACGAUGAGUCUUCCCUGGAAAUCCGACAGUUCUCCUCCUGGUCAAACCGCUUCAGCAAGGUAUACAGCAGCACAGAACAUCUGGCCACGCAUUCCAACUUGAGCUUCUCAUCGGGCCACAGCGAGGACAAGGAGGGCUGGGAUGGAUGUUUCACAACCUCCCCAGGAGGAGACAUCCACAGACAGGAACGCCAGCACCAAGAUCGCAAGGGCAGCCUGCGCCCUCGGGCCUCAUCCAGUUCCUCCCAGUCUGAGAGGAGCGCCAGCCCCCUGGUGAUGAGCAGCACCCACAGUCUGGAGACCAUUCCGCACUUCGCCUUCUCCACAGACGAUGAAGCUGAGGUGGUUGUAUCAAACCUGCAUCGGAUUCGUAGCAACAGCACCGGAGCGAAACACUCUUCCCCCAUGGACCACGGGGCCUCCCGACACUUUGGGAACCAGCUGGAGACUCCAGACAGUCCGAGGCUUGGGGGCAAACUACCCAAGUCUGCCUCCGCCUCCGCCCUGUCUCUCGUCAUCACUGCAGACGACAUGCCCGGCGGCCUCCAGGCCAGCCCCAUCUUAAUGCGCUCCCUCUCGUCCAACCCUUCAUCACGCGACUCAUCCCCCAGCCGAGACCUGUCGCUUAGCCUCAGCAUCCUGGGGCCACCCAUCGUCAUCCACAGCUCGGGGAGGAAGUACGGCUUCACUAUGCAGGCCAUCCGCGUCUACAUGGGCGACAGCAACGUUUACACUGUGCACCACAUGGUCUCGAAUGUUGAAGAUGGCAGCCCAGCCCAUGAGGCAGGACUGAGGGCCAAUGACCUCAUCACUCACGUGAAUGGAGAGUCUGUGCAAGGCCUGGUCCACACAGAGAUAAUGGAGCUGCUUCUGAAGAGUGGUGGCAAGGUGGCCCUUCAGACCACGGCCCUGGAGAACACGUCAAUCAAGGUUGGGCCGGCUCGAAAGACCAGCCACAAGGGCAAAAUGGCAAGACGCAGCAAGAAAAGCAAGAGAAGGGAUAAUCAGGACAGGCGGCGGAGCAUCCUGAAGAAGCUGUCCAAGCAAAGCACAGUGAUGCACAGCAGCCGAAGCUUCAACUCUGGCCUGCAGCACCACUCUGUGUCGUCCAGCGAGAGCCUGCCGGGUUCCCCCACACACAGCCUGUCCCCCGGCCCCUCCACCCCCUGUCGCAGCCCUGCCCCUGACCACCAGGCUGGAGACACCAACUCUCCACAGAGCACCUCUCCCAGCUCCAGCUCUCCCAGCUCCCUGCACGGCCUGGCCUCCAAGAUGGGCACUCAGCGCUACACCAAGGUGGGUCGCCGCAAGUCCACCAGCAGCAUCCCCCCGUCCCCCCUGGCCUGCAACUCCUCCACCCAGCCCCUGUCACCCCAGCGCUCCCCCUCCCCCCUCUCUGGCAUCACCAAGACCUUCCACGGCAAGACUCUGUCCCCCCCCACCAUCGUCCGCCAUUGUUUGCGCCCCCGCAGUGCCGAGCCGCCCCACUCCCCCCUCCUCAAGAGGGUGCAGUCAGCUGAGAGGCUCUCGAGCGCCUACCACACCGACAAGAAGUCGUACCCACACCGAAGGCACACGUUGGAGGUGCCUUUCCAGGACAAGGUGGAGGGAGUCUGCGGCGAAGGGGACUACGGGAGGCUGCUGGUGGGGUAUGGGGGCUGCCAGAGGCUGAAGGACUGGGCGUCAGAACGCUCAGAGCAGCUGGUGGUGAUGAGGAAGCUCAACCUGUCGGAGCGCCGCGACUCCUUCAAGAAGCAGGAGGCGGUGCAGGAGGUGAGCUUUGAUGAGCCUGACGACCAGAAGACCAUCCCCACGGUCACCGCAACAACGCUCAACGCCCCUGGAGGCAAUCGGGUCCCGCAGCGGGCGGCCUCCUGGACGGCUAUUUCCCAAACCAGCGAGGAGUUGACUGUGGUGAAACGUUUCAACCUGGUGCCUCAGAUUGCUGUGCAGGGCUUGAUAGAGAGCGAGGACCAGGAUGUCUGGGAGCCGUGCUCUGAUGGAGAGGAGGACGACGGCGAGAGGCAGGAGCCCGAAUCUACUGAUUCCAACAUAGGACCACAGCAGCCGAGCAAGGAUGUCUCUCUCAUGGUAAAAAUCUCCAGUAAGGCACCAGAGGCGACAGCUGCUUUGCACAAAGAAAGGCCUGCUUCGGAUUAAGUUGGGGAUACAGCAGUGGACUCUAGCCCCCAGAAAGGGAAGCUAAGGAAGUGACAUUUCCUUGACUCAUUUUAUAUAGCCAUUUCUUCCAAGGAAGCACCUUGAUACUCUCACUGCUGAAGGAAGGAAAUGUUUGGGCGAAAGAGUAUUUUGCCACAUUGAUUUUGUUUUGUAGAUUUCACUUGAUUCAGGACUUAGUUUUGUAAAUAUGUAACACCAGGAAAUAGACUGCACUUUAUUUUCUGGGCUUAUUUAUUACUUUUAAGCUAAUAGGAUUUAUAAUGGGGCCAAAAAAGGAAUGUGUUCAAUUGAUAGUGACUAGCCAAGAUUAUAUCAUGUUUUGUAUUCAUAGAAAUAUUUAUUUUGUAUUGUCAUUUUUCUAGAAAUGUCUAUUUUUAAACAUGGUACAGAGUAGUUGAUAAUGGUAGGAAUUUCACAGAAGUAAGUCGUUUUUGGCGAGGAAAGUUUUGACAUUUUUUUCUGCAUUCAUAAAUGGAAAGUAGGAAUGUAUAAAUCUUAAUUUCUAAAGAUUACCACACAUUGAAAGUUGUUCAGAUUUAGGCUUAGAAACUGAGACUACAGUUUUGAAGUAUAUUUUCAAUCGUACAAAACUGUAGGGCAAUUCUUAUAUGAACUACUUCGGUCAGUUUUUAGUUGAUGUGAAGACUACUCACUUUGUUUUGUUUUUUUGUUUUAUUAAGCCAUAUCUUAUGAACUGAAGGCCCUUUUUGUUUGACAAAUAAUGAUUUCCUUGUUGGCAGGCAAGACAGUAGCAGGAAAAUGUAGUCUCCUUUACAAAUAUAGUUUAUAUUUCAAAGCAAUUUUAUGCAACUCUGAGGGUAUUUCUUUAAAUCUUAGCCACCAUAGAAAUGAAAGCAAGUGUUUCACAUGAAAAUCAGUAACUAGUUUGUUUUAAAACCUGUUAAUUAUAUUGCACAAUAUUCUGUCAUAACCUCAUUGUCAUGUUCGUUCAUCCUGAUUGUUGUUCUGUUGUUCUAUUGGGUUCAUGGUUCCGCUGUACUGAUUCUCAUGGCAACAGGGUUUAACCCUUGGGUUUGCUGAAAUCACGGUGGACUUAAAUCAGUUGAACAUUGGUAUAGCAUGGCAAUUUGAGCUUGCUGUCAAUGCUUAUACUGCAAAAUCAUGAAACCUUUGUUUUUAUCAAAUACUGUUACCUCAUCACUGUCACACAGGCAAUUGUUGACAGGAUAUUGUUUUGAUAAGGCACAGAUGUUUUGCUCUUAACCCUGUUUUAGGCUACGUCCAGGAAUACAGUUAUCCAGGUGACACCACCAAGCUAAAGAGAAACGGUUUAAGCUUUCACGGGAUCCGCUUGCAUAUUUUCAAUUAUCCUUGAUGCAGCCUUUGACCUUAUCUACAUUUAUACAACGGUAGGUCUAAUCCUGAAUGCUGGUUGGUUAAAAGUGCAUUCCAGGCGGUGUCUAUUUCAUCUUGUGCUUUUGCGUUGAUGUUUACAUUUGGGUAAAGUGCACUAAGGGAAAUUACUAUUUUGACAUAACAUAUAUAUAUAUUUUUUUUACCGAUUUUUAAUAAUGAAGGAGCACCCCAUACCUUCAGUCAGACCCCAGGGCUUAGAUAUUAACAGAUGCUAGUUGUAUGUCUUUGUACUGUACAUGUAUAUAUUUUGAUAUCUGAGUCUAAUUCUGUAUGAAUUGUUAUUGGAUAUUUUGGAGUAUACCAAGCAACGCGAACGACCAUGGCCUCAACAAUGGGCGUCUGAUGCUGCAAGGAUGAAGCUUGUUGGGGAAUCACAUCAGUAUUGCAAUGCAUAUAAUACAAUGCAUAUAAUACAAUGCAUAUAAUACAAUGCAUAUAAUACAAUGCAUAUAAUACAAUGCAUAUAAUACAAUGCAUAUAAUGAAUUAGCUGCGUUGAACACCAUCAUUUUGGCCCAUUUUAUACACAAGUAGUUUUGAAGUCUGAUAUUGUCAAAUGGUACUUCCUGUUAUUUAACCCUCUUUAUAUAUCAAAAGUGGGGGGCUCUUUAGAAGUCUCAACAGAUCCUCAGACUAUAUUUUCAGACUGGAUGAACUGCUCAGGACUCAGAAGUCAGUGGUCGUGAAAUGAAGUUAUACCGAAGACACACUUAUUCGCAAAGUCAGAAUUGUUAACAAUGAACAUGCUGUAUACACAACUGAAACCAAUAUAAUUUUGGAGUCCUGUAUUUCUACUUAAUGAAACCACUUUUUGAUACCAUGUACUGUGAAGCUAUUGUGUUAGUCUGCACAUUUCAGCACUACAUCAUUUUACACAAGUACCUUUUUGAACUAAAUCUUCCUUAAACUGUUCUGUAGGAAUAGUGUAGGAUGCGGUUACUCUUCUGUUGGAUGCAUGCUGCAUGAGACAAGGACAGGUAAUACUUGAUUGCAUGUAACGCUGGGUUUAUAAAGCCCAAGCUGUGGUUUUUAAUGUGUCUAAUAGCAUUGUGUGCACAGUCAACUUUUGCACUUUCCUCUCACUCCUAUUCAUCAUGCCCUGUACCAGAUGUGAUCAUAUACAAAUUUAAGCAUGGUUUGAAAUAAUUGUGUUUUAGUCAAAUAUUCUUGCGGUCAAUUUGCAGCCAACUAAUUAUUUGGAAUUUAGACUCCGACCCACCGACAAUCCGCUCAAGAAAAAAAAUUGGCCCGUGGCUGAAAAAGUUGAUGAUCCCUGUCAUGAGGGAUGCAUGUGGUUCAUCAAGGGCUGGGAGUGAGCUUAGAAGGUUUGGCUACACAUCAGUCUGCAAUGCUUUGUCUUUUGUAUUUAACUCUCAUUCUGACGCUUUGCCAUUUUGUCUGCUAUCUAACACCUCUAUUCUCACUUAGUUGUAGACUAAGGGUACCUGUAUAUUGUAGCACACUUGCAGGGUAAAAUGGAAGAACAUGUCCACAUUUAUUAUUUCUGUUUAAUUGUGAUUUUGUUAGCACUGUACCUCCAGUAUUUCUCAUUUCCAUUUUAUGUGAAUAUGGAUAUACUGUAUAAGCCAACUUUAUCUGGCUAGUUUCUAAAAAAUAAAAAAAAGGUUCUAACACUAUGGCCUAGCUCCCUAUUCAAACAAAAGCAAAUGUUGAAUACAUAGAUGGCUGGCUAGGAUGUUAUUAUGCCUAUGGUUGGGUUGUACUGUUGAAUGUAUUUGCCAAUAAGUACUUUCAUAAUAGAGGAAUUGUGAUAGGAGACUUCAGAUGGGAAUCCUAUAAAUGUUGCAGGUUCAUAUGACUUUGCCUUUCAACAUCUGUCUGCUUAUGUUUGAGUAGUGAGGCGUGGGCUGGUGCAAGUGUCAAGAUUGAUCUAUUUUGUGUUUUUACUGGCUGUUGCCAAACUGUUUUAUGAUAAAUUGUUUCCAUAUGGCAUUUGA
Molecule: messenger RNA, 7995 nt
Organism: Oncorhynchus nerka (sockeye salmon)
Lineage: Eukaryota; Metazoa; Chordata; Actinopteri; Salmoniformes; Salmonidae
Product: microtubule-associated serine/threonine-protein kinase 3-like
Exons: 28
Coding region: 297-4640 (1447 amino acids)
Biological process (GO): intracellular signal transduction; peptidyl-serine phosphorylation
Molecular function (GO): protein binding; magnesium ion binding; protein serine/threonine kinase activity
Source: RefSeq, a predicted model, not a curated record